Messenger RNA from Nematolebias whitei (Rio pearlfish), 1468 nucleotides. RefSeq names its product diphthamide biosynthesis 1 (gene dph1). The coding region runs from base 15 to 1301 and encodes 428 amino acids. The transcript has 12 exons. Gene Ontology annotation, molecular function: 2-(3-amino-3-carboxypropyl)histidine synthase activity. The record is from RefSeq and is a predicted model, not a curated record. Gene Ontology annotation, biological process: protein histidyl modification to diphthamide. NCBI's taxonomy places the organism in Eukaryota, Metazoa, Chordata, Actinopteri, Cyprinodontiformes, Rivulidae.
UGAGAGCAGCAAACAUGGCGGCGCCCGCGAGUGAAGUGCAGGUUGUUUCUGUCAAAAAGCCCGCAGUCCGAGGCCCACGGCGGGUUGCCAAUCAGAUUCCAAAUGAAAUCCUCCAAGACCCCGAGCUGCAGGAAGCAAUCAAAAGCCUGCCUUCAAAUUACAACUUUGAGAUCCACAAGACCGUUUGGAGAGUGAGACAAGCAAAAGCUACAAGAGUCGCUCUGCAGCUUCCAGAGGGCCUGCAGAUGUUUGCCUGCACCAUUGCUGACAUAAUCGAAAGGUUCACAGAGGCAGACACCAUCAUUAUGGGGGACGUAACCUAUGGGGCCUGCUGCGUGGACGACUUCACUGCCCGAGCCCUGGGAGCUGAUUUCAUGGUUCACUAUGGUCACAGUUGUCUCAUUCCUAUAGAUUCCACUGCAGGUAUUAAGAUGCUGUAUGUGUUUGUGGAUAUCCAGAUGGAUAAUGCACAUUUCUUGGACACAGUCAAGUUCAACUACCUUCCUGGGAAAUCCUUGGCACUUGUCAGCACAAUUCAGUUUGUGGCAGCACUGCAGGCUGUGAGUGCAGCUCUGAAGCCAGAGUAUGAUGUCAUUGUCCCCCAAUGUCGCCCUUUAUCACCUGGAGAAAUUUUGGGGUGUACUUCUCCACAUCUGGAUCGCCAUGUUGAUGCCAUAAUUUAUCUUGGUGAUGGAAGAUUCCAUUUGGAAUCUAUCAUGAUUGCAAACCCAGACAUUCCUGCUUACAGAUAUGACCCCUACAGCAAGGUGUUCUCCAGGGAAUACUUUGACCAUGAGGCCAUGCGUGCUUUAAGGCUGCAGGCUAUUGACAAGGCUCGGCUAGCCCAUAGAUGGGGCUUGAUCUUGGGCACACUAGGAAGACAGGGUAGUCCCAAAGUGCUAGAGCACCUCGAGUCAAGGAUUCAGUCUCUGGGCAAGUCUUACACACGAGUGCUUCUCUCUGAGAUUUUCCCCAGCAAGCUGGACCUGAUGCCAGAUGUAGAUGCGUGGGUCCAGAUCGCUUGCCCACGCCUUUCCAUCGACUGGGGGUCAGCCUUCUCCAAACCCCUACUGUCUCCCUAUGAGGCGACUGUAGCUCUGCAGGAGGUGAGCUGGAAGGAAGUGUACCCCAUGGACUUCUAUUCCAAUCAGAGCUCAGGGCCGUGGACGCCCAACCACCCUGACAACCAACCUGCGCGGCCCGCUCGUAGACAGACCCAGAAACAAGGCGCAGAGCCAGCCCUUCCUACCAAACAGUGUGAGCAGAGUCACAGCGCCCCCUGCGGCUGCCAUGGGGAAUGACACAUCGUGACCGCCACUGCCUUUUUAUUCAUCUCAUGCCUGAAGGAGGAGGUCAGAACAGAGGAGGAGUGUGGCCAGACCAGCUGUCAGCGAGCAAGACCAGAGCCAGAAGAGGUUUAAUCCUCCUCGUAAUGCUUACCGGACAGAUUUAAACCUCAGUCUUACAG